Messenger RNA from Equus quagga, 3390 nucleotides. RefSeq names its product C-X-C motif chemokine receptor 2 (gene CXCR2). NCBI's taxonomy places the organism in Eukaryota, Metazoa, Chordata, Mammalia, Perissodactyla, Equidae. Gene Ontology annotation, cellular component: membrane. The record is from RefSeq and is a predicted model, not a curated record. Bases 1107 to 2171 code for a protein of 354 amino acids. Gene Ontology annotation, biological process: neutrophil chemotaxis; immune response; G protein-coupled receptor signaling pathway. Gene Ontology annotation, molecular function: C-X-C chemokine receptor activity; interleukin-8 binding. The transcript has 2 exons.
CAAAUUUUGUUCCCCUUCAGUACGCUCUAUGAUGUUCACACAAUGCCAAAAUCGCCUAACAAUGUGUUUCUCAGAAAGUGUCUCCAUUGUUAGGUGAUGCAUGGGUGUAUAUGCGUGGGAAAAGUCUGGAAAGAUGUACACCAGAUAUGGGUGAACAGAGGGACGAGAGGGAAUCUGUCAUGUUUUGCUUUAUAUGCUUUUGUAUCACCUACGUCCUCUACAAUAUGCAUGCUUUAUUUUUAGAUUAAAGCAGUUCUAUUUAAGAAAGGCUUUAUUGGGUUUAGCAACCCAGAGGUCAUGGGUAACCUUGGCAAAAGCUGUUUCAGCAGAACAUGGGAAGGAAGCCAGUUGCAGUGGGUUAAGCAGAGAAGAGGUGGUGAAGUGGGGACAGCAGCUGUUCUCUGCUUUCUCAAGAAGUUUGCCUGUGAAAAAGAAAGCACGGGAGAGCAGUAGCGAAAGCGGGUGGAACAGAGGGAGGGAGAGAAAGGCAAGCAAGUUGAAAGAAGGAGAUGUUUGAGGGGCAGGGGGCCAGAAGGCAGUAUCCUCAAGGAUGUGAGAGGCAGUGGGCCCCAGAGCCACGUGCAGGAACCCACCAGAAAGAGGAGAGACACUUCUCACGCAGACCCUAGAAGGAAGGAAGAAAGCGUGCACGCGAAUUCAGGCAAGUCUGUCGGCGGGCACUGGGGUUGCCUGCAUCUUCCUCGUCAAGAAGGAGGUGCAGAUUCAAAAGGCUCAGAGGCAGAGGUGGACUAGGCCAACUUCCACCUUCAGACCGGCAGGCUCCUCCAGAAGCCAUUAGACAGGAAGGCGUGAAAAUCCCCACCACCCACGGUAGAGUCGCCAGGCAGAGCCUUGGCCUGGAGUCAGAGUCUCAGGACAGAUCUCCCUGCUCCUCUGUGGGAACACCUCCCCUGGUGGGCCUCCUGGAUUUCCCCCUCAGCAGCUCCAAGUCAGAAGUUUCACCACAGAGGCUGCUUCACUUUUUUCCUGUCCAACAGCCCUGACUGCCACCACACCCUGAGUCACAGCGGAGGUAUCAGUGGCUGCUCCAGUCACACCAGCAGCUGUCAAGCAAAAGCAGGCCAGGGUUUAAGUUCGCCUCCAGUAUGGGAGAAUUUAACUUUGCGAAUUACUAUGAUGAAGAGUUCAGCAAUUACAGUUACAACACUGACCUGCCCUAUAUUCUACCGGACUCGGCCCCAUGCCGGCCAGAAACUCUGGAAAUGAACACAUAUGCCCUGGUCGUCAUCUACGCCCUGGUCUUCCUGCUGAGCCUGCUGGGAAACUCCCUGGUGAUGCUGGUCGUCUUAUACAGCCGGGUCAGCCGCUCUGUCACUGAUGUCUACCUGCUGAACCUGGCCAUAGCCGACCUGCUCUUCGCCUUGACCUUGCCUAUCUGGGCCGCCUCCAAGGCAAAGGGCUGGACCUUUGGCACAGGCCUGUGCAAGCUGGUCUCGCUCCUGAAGGAAGUCAACUUCUACAGCGGUAUUCUACUGCUGGCCUGCAUCAGCGUGGACCGCUACCUGGCCAUUGUCCACGCCACACGCACACUGACCCAGAAGCGGCACUGGGUCAAGUUCAUAUGCUUGGGCAUCUGGAUCCUGUCCUUCAUCCUGGCCCUGCCCGUCUUCCUCUUCCGCAAGGCCAUCUACCCGCCCUAUUCUGGCCCAGUCUGCUACGAGGACAUGGGCGCCAACACAACAAAAUGGCGGAUGGUGAUGCGGGUCCUGCCCCAGACCUUCGGCUUCCUCGUGCCACUGCUGGUCAUGCUGUUCUGCUACGGUCUCACCCUGCGCACGCUGUUUCAGGCCCACAUGGGGCAGAAGCACCGGGCCAUGCGGGUCAUCUUUGCUGUCGUGCUCGUCUUUCUGCUCUGCUGGCUGCCCUACAACCUGGUCCUGGUCUCAGACACCCUCAUGAGGCUCCAGGUCAUCCAGGAGACCUGUGUGCGUCGCAAUGACAUUAACCGGGCCCUGGACGCCACCGAGAUUCUGGGCUUCUUCCACAGCUGCCUCAAUCCCCUCAUCUACGCCUUCAUUGGCCAGAAGUUUCGCCACGGACUCCUCAGGAUCAUGGCCAUCCACGGCCUGGUCAGCAAGGAGUUCUUGGCCAAGGACAGCAGGCCUUCCUUUGUGGGCUCUUCUUCAGGGAACACUUCUACCACGCUCUAGGGCACCCCACCCCUGUGGCAGCCCCUCAGGACUCCUCCCUUCCCCUCAGCAUCCCAUUCCAAGCCUCACGGCCACUGGCUGCUCACAGUCUCCGGGUCAAGGAGCCGCCAUCGUGGCUACAGGAAGUUCCGAGGCCACGUGCUUCCCGGGUGCCCGCAGUAUGGCUUAGAAAGCCUGCCCUGGUGCCCCUGCCCUGCCAGAAUUGCUGUGUCUGCUGCCAGAGCUCUGUCCGCCCAUCCGCUGAGCCCACAGCACUCUGUCUUCUGGGACAUUUGAAAGACGUUCUUUCAAGUGACUACAAAACCUUCCUGCCACUGGGAGCCAUCAGUGGUGACACCAUCAGUGCCUCCCCAGCUCUCCCUUUGCCGCCUGCUUGCCCGGUCCAGCUCCCUUGAGAGAGGCUGAGAAUGACAGAUGCUCACUUUCCAAGACCCCGUUAAGCUAGGAGUGGCCGUAUCACCCCGUUCUGACUAACAGUGUGCUGGUAAACUCCACUUCUGGGGAAAAUGUCCUGAUCUGCAGCGUUCGCCAAGUUCCCUGGUUUAAAUGCUGCCACCAUGGCCAUUUGAAGGGUGGUGGUGUUUAGCAAUCAGCUCACAAAAUUCUAGAGAAUGUAAUAAUCUGCUUUCCUAAGCAGAUACAAACUGGCUUCAACGCACCAUUGCUUAAGAGGAAGCCUGCUGGGGCUGGGGGACUCCUGAGAAAUAUUCCUGAUUAAAAAGAGAGAGGCCCACACACAUAUAUCCCUGGUCCUUGCCUUUGAAUAUGGUUAUAGAGUAUGAUAUUUGGAGCUGAGGCAGCCACUUUGUGACAAUAGGGCAAAAAGCCCAACAUACUUAGACUGAUGGAGCCAGAGGAUCAAAAGAACCUCAGAAUAAAGAGCCUGGAACUAAACCUAAGCAUAAAGAGUCAAAUGAUUUUCAAUAAGGGUGCCAAGAUUAUUCAAUGGGGAAAGGAUAGUCUUGCAACAAAUGAUGCUGGGAAAAUUAGAUGCUCAUAUGCAAAAGAAUGAAAUUGGUCCCUUUCUUUACACCAUAUACAAAAUUAACUCAAAAUGGAUCAAACACCUAAACAUGUGAGCUAAAACUAUGAAUCUCUUAGAAGAAAACAUAGGGAGAAAUCUUCGUGACAUUGAAUUUGGCAAUGAUUUCUUGGAUAUGACACAAAGGCAUAGGCAACAAAAGGAAAAAUAGAUAAAUUGGACUUCAUCAAAGUUAAA